AGGUGCACCACCAGCGACAACCACAACAGGCGCACCACCAGCUACAACGACAACAGGCGCACCACCAGCUACAACUACAACUGGUGCACCACCAGCUACAACUACAACAGGUGCACCACCAGCUACAACUACAACAGGCGCACCACCAGCUACAACUACAACAGGUGCACCACCAGCUACAACUACAACAGGCGCACCACCAGCUACAACUACAACAGGUGCACCACCAGCGACAACCACAACAGGCGCACCACCAGCUACAACGACAACAGGCGCACCACCAGCUACAACGACAACAGGCGCACCACCAGCUACAACUACAACAGGCGCACCUGAAGCCACAACUACAACAGUUGCACCACCAGCCACAACUACAACAGGCGCACCACUAGCUACAACUACAACAGGCGCACCUCCAGCUACAACGACAACAGGUGCACCACCAGCUACAACUACAACAGGUGCACCACCAGCUACAACUACAACAGGCGCACCACCAGCUACAACUACAACAGGCGCACCACCAGCUACAACUACAACAGGUGCACCAUCAGCUACAACAACAACAGGUGCACCACCAGCUACAACAACAACAGGCGCACCACCAGCUACAACUACAACAGGCGCACCACCAGCUACAACUACAACAGGCGCACCACCAGCUACAACGACAACAGGCGCACCACCAGCUACAACGACAACAGGCGCACCACCAGCUACAACUACAACAGGCGCACCACCAGCUACAACGACAACUGGCGCACCACCAGCUACAACGACAACAGGCGCACCACCAGCUACAACGACAACAGGCGCACCACCAGCUACAACGACAACAGGCGCACCACCAGCUACAACGACAUCAGGCGCACCACCAGCUACAACUACAACAGGCGCACCACCAGCUACAACUACAACUGGCGCACCACCAGCUACAACUACAACAGGCGCACCACCAGCUACAACUACAACAGGAGCACCUCCAGCAACAACGACAGUAAGAACGACCACACGUAAGAACGUUUGCAUACUGGAAGGCCAAGAAUACAGUCAUGGUGAAGUAAUCAAGAAAGAUGAAUGUACUGAUUGUAAAUGUGAGUACGGUGAUAUGCAAUGCACCAACACAAGCUGUGGAUUGUGGUCGGAAUGGUCAGGAUGCUCAGAAACAUGUGGCAACGGAACAAAGACCCGAAAUAGGACGUGUGCGAAACCAGAGUGCCAUAAUACAACCGAAUCAGUUACUUGCAACGAUCGACCAUGUGAAGAAAGAUGCGAUGUGAGUAGCUGGACUGAAUGGACGGCGUGUAAUUGUUCGAAGAGUAUUACUGAAAAGACAAGGACAAGGAUUGUAACGAAAGUCGGCGAGAGCAUAGACUGUAAGGGAUUCAAGCUCGAGGAGAAUGAGCAAUGCGAUUGCAAUAAGACGUGCGAAGAGCCAAUGGUACUGAGCAAUUGCUCUUCCGAAUGCCCGUAUAAAUGUGACCAUAUAGUCGGCAGUGUUGAAUGCGUCCAGUCAACUUGUACCAAGGGUUGUCGCUGCGCAGAGGGAUACCUUCUUCAGGACGAGGAAUGUGUCAAACGGGAAGAAUGCAAAUGUCCCUUUGAUAUGAGCUUCUUCAGUACAACACCAGUAGCCACAACCCUGAUAGGAGGUGGCACAACGCCACAAGGUGCAACCACAACACCAGGACAAGGCGGCCCAACCACAACACCAGGCGGCCCAACCACAACGCCCCAAGGACCAGGCGGCCUAACCACAACGCCACAAGGACCAGGCGGCCCAACAACAACGCCAAAAGGACCAGGCGGCCCAACAACAACGCCAAAAGGACCAGGCGGCCCAACAACAACGCCAAAAGGACCAGGCGGCCCAACAACAACGCCAAAAGGACCAGGCGGCCCAACCACAACGCCACAAGGACCAGGCGGCCCAACCACAACGCCACAAGGACCAGGCGGCCCAACCACAACGCCACAAGGACCAGGCGGCCCAACCACAACGCCACAAGGACCAGGCGGCCCAACCACAACGCCACAAGGACCAGGCGGCCCAACCACAACGCCACAAGGACCAGGCGGCCCAACCACAACGCCACAAGGACCAGGCGGCCCAACCACAACGCCACAAGGACCAGGCGGCCCAACCACAACGCCACUAACAACAACGCCACAAGGACCAGGCGGCCCAACCACAACGCCACCAGGACCAGGUGGCCCAACCACAACGCCACAAGGACCAGGCGGCCCAACAACAACGCCACAAGGACCAGGCGGCCCAACCACGACGCCACAAGGACCAGGCGGCCCAACAACAACGCCACAAGGACCAGGCGGCCCAACCACAACGCCACCAGGACCAGGCGGCCCAACCACAACGCCACAAGGACCAGGCGGCCCAACCACAACGCCACAAGGACCAGGCGGCCCAACCACGACGCCACAAGGACCAGGCGGCCCAACCACAACACCAGGACAGGGCAAUACCCCGCCACCAAAUAUACCUCCAAACGAAUGGGUUGUGUACGACUGCAAAAACUGUACUUGCGAACCGAAUGUUGGAAUGCGAUGCAAAGAUAUGAAUUGUACAACACCCCCUGAAUGGAGAACAUGGUCCCCCUGGUCAGCAUGCAGCGCCAAAUGUGGCUCGAGCACAAGGUCGAGAAGCAGAGAAUGCCAACUUGGCAAAAAUAACCCGAAGCAGUGCGAUGGCCUAGACAAGGACACUCAACCAUGUACGGAACAGGUGUGUCCGUGUCAACUGGACCCAGCUACAAUCAAGGAAGCCACUGGAAAGGAUGACCUCGAGCAAGGAACCGCGUGGGUUGAGAUCGAUGGCGAGAAAGGAAUGACAUUAGGCGACCGAUUGCUUAAUAAAAAUGAUGUAAUAGCAGAAGGCGUUCAGAUACAUAUGAAUUGCAGAAUUUGUACUUGCAAGGACGAGAAACUUUAUUGUGACAAAAAGAACUGCACUGAAUGCACAUGGAACACUUGGACUACGUGGUCUACCUGCACAGAAACAUGUGGGGGCGGAAAUAAGACCAGGACAAGAACAGAAAACAAGGGCAGCCCGCCUUGUGAAGGGCCACCCAGUGAAGUCGUCGGUUGUAACGAGGAUACUUGCCCAACGGAUGGUGGAUGGUCAACCUGGACACCGUGGAGCGAAUGCGAAAAGGAUUGCGGAGGUGCUAUAAGAAAGCGUAGCAGAGAGUGCGACAACCCCGUUCCCAACGACAAAGGAAAGAAAUGUGAGGGACUUAAGGAAGAGGAAGGAAUUUGCAAUCAACCAGAUUGUCCGGAGAACUGCACUGACCUACACACGGUCUGGAGUAACUGUUCAAACGACUGUACUGACGACUGGUCGCUAACAUGUGGACAGAUGGCUGGCAUCGCGGCGUGUGUAAGGCCAGAAGCUUGCAUUCCAGGAUGUCGAUGCAAGAAAGGAUUUGUCAAGAACGACAAGGGCGAGUGCACACAGGAGUGUCCGUGCUACGUUAACGGCACAGUGGUGCAACGAAACAAUGAGACGGACUUCCCCGAAAGAUGCGAGAAGUGUAAAUGCGACAUGAAUGGACAGUAUGUCUGCAGGAAAUACACUUGCGAUCGUGAUUGCACAUAUAGCCCAUGGCGAGAUUGGGGACCUUGCUCCGUAACCUGUGGAACAGGCAAACAAGACGCUAAGCGUGAUAUUCUAACAAAACCGAGUGGUAAUUGCUCAAAAGCAUUGACGAGAUACCAGGAAUGCAACAAUCGGGACUGCGUAUGUAAGGAGAAUGGAGUAAUAUACAAUGUUGCUGAAAAGUUCCAACGUCCAAACGAAUCAUGCAACAUCUGCAUGUGUAAUUCUGACCUCGAUAUCACCUGCGGAUUAGAUCCAAGCAAAGUCGUGAAUGGCGAGAUGGGACCUUGGGACACGUGGCUCCAAUGCUCGGCAAAAUGUGGUAAAGGUAAAAAGAGCAGAGGCAGAACCUGCAAAGAGCCAGAAUGUGGCGGUGCACCAUGUCAGGGCAACAAAACAGAGGAAGUGGUCUGUGAGCUAGAGAAGUGCCCUGAGCGCUGCGAAUGGUCCUGGCUCAGUUGGAGCGAUUGCAAACCUAACUGUGGCAAUAACAGCGUACGAAAUCGAACGAUCACCUGCGAAUGUCUAACGAAACCGUGUGAUCAAUGCAAUUGCCUUGACCAAACGCCACCGGCACCAGAGUCAGAACCGUGUAACGACCAGAAACCAUGCAAACAGGACUGUGAAGUGAGCAGUUGGAGUUCCUGGACAGCUUGUGUAUACGCGGUCAAUUGCAGUGAUGGACAAAAGACUCGUCAAAGAGAGAUCACGGUACCAAAGGUCGAGGAUGGAGAGGACUGUCCUAAAUUGGAAGAAACCGAACGUUGUCCAAAGACGUGUGACGAAUGUCUUCCUCCGCGAUUGAAGGAUAUGUGUGUCAAUCCUUGUGACAAGACCUGUCAGCACGCAAGGCAGACAGCAGAAUGCACAAAUAAUGGAACAGAAUGCGUUCCAGACUGCAGAUGUCCAGCCGGAAUGUACGAACACGAAAAUGGAACUUGUGUACCGAAGAACGAAUGCGGGUGUGAGUGGGAUUCGACCAAGUUCGGACCUAAACCAGCGGGUGAUCCAAAAUACUAUCCUGACGGAUAUGUCCUCUCUAGGGUUCCUGAUAGUUGUAAUAAUUGCACAUGUGUGGGAUACGAAUGGAGUUGCACUGUCGAGAGUUGCAGCAUUGACUGUGAGUGGGGCGAUUGGGAACAAGAAGGCGUUUGUUCAGAAAGCUGCGGCAAUGGUAUCCAGAAGUGGAAGAGAGACAUCAAGGUUAACAAGAAGGGAAGCGGCAGUGAAUGCGUGGGAAACAAAACUAAGGAAGAGAAGUGCAAGGAGAAAGAUUGCCCAUGUGAAGACAACGCGGAAUUUAGUGAGGAUACCCAGUGUGAGGACACUUGCACUGACCUGCUAAACAACACCUACGCCAAGAAAUCUUCCAAUUGCACGAAUAAAUGUAAAUGUAAACGCUCUGAGGGUUUCUAUCGACAAGGAGAUAAGUGUGUCAGUGCCGCUACCUGCGAACAGUGUAUCGUUGAUGGAAUUACCUACCAGAAUAACGAAUACUUGCCGAAGAAACCAGAAAAUCCAUGUGAAAAGUACAGGUGUUCCAGAUCCAAAGUCGUAAAGGAAGAAGACUGCAACGACAACAAACGUUGUGAGGAUAAUGAAAUAAGGGUACGCAUGGCAGGAACAACAUGCUGCUUCGAAUGCAAACCAGCACCGGUCUGUAAAGCGGUUAGCAAGGAGGUGAACCUGCGUGAUUUCCUAUCUAGCCUUCAGCUACUAAAAAGUGUGCCAUGCGUAAUUAAUGAAACUCAGGCGAUUGUGAUACAGGAAUGUGCAGGAACCUGCCAGUUCCAGAAAUCCGCUUCAAAACUCUCAUGGACAGUGCAAGGGAGUAAACUGACAGAAUUCGAGGGAUAUAUUCAGGACUGCUCAUGUUGCACACCUUCAUACGAAACCACACCAACACCGAUUGCCUUUAAAUGUCUUGAUGAUUCGACAAACAUGCUGUACAUGAACAAGAUAUCGAAUUGUGAAUGUUCGAAAUGCCUCGGACCUCCUUAAAGCUAAUGAAUGGACCAGACGCGAAUCCUACGACCAACCAAACACGAAUCCACGGAUAACGAGAAUUGAAACAAUAGUCUUCCUAUUAUAUUAGACCCCGAUCUUUCACUGGGAAGAAAAAUCACUGUAAAACGUUCUUCCGAAUAUUACCCAGGUCCAGAUUUGACGCAAAUAUUAUUGUAGCAAUAUUAUGUUUUAUUGGAAGAAACUGUAGCGCUUUUUGACAAAGUGAAGUUGAAAUUCGUUUCCAAUUACAUACAGAGAGAUGAUCACCAUAUUGUAUACCGGUACUGUAUAAGCAAUUCAGCAUCGUCAUGUUACAUGCAUACAAAAUCAUACCUGGUGUUUUAAGAGUCAAAGGAUUACACAAUGGCCACCGUGAAAGGCACACCUAAACUUGAUGUUACAAUAGGCAAGGAUUGAUUGCAGGUCAUGCAACUUGUAAGAAGAUGUAACAAAUUACAUGUGAUCAAUUGUCUUGAUUUGAACUUUGCACACUAAUAGAUAUUAUACAAAUGCAGUCUGAUUGCAUGAGUCUAGUACAUGUCCGUUCGUUUGAAACGUUCGCCUUACAGUUUGCAACCAAACUCACUUUGUAUCACCCCUCUAAUCCUAUUAACUGCUACUAUAACAACAGCGUAAUAUUGCAAUGAACCUUUAUAUUGCGUGCUGUAAAAGUGCCUGUGUGUGGUUGUUACUAUUGACACGUCCUUACCGAUGAGAUAAAAUUUCCUUUAAAGAGCUGUAUUGUUAAAAUAACACACUAUAAAGGCAUCUGAAAUGAACAGCAAUUUUUUCAAUACAAAAACGUUUGGGUGUACAUGUAGAUAAAGAUUAUGUAUACAACAAUAUGAUAACAUGCAAUGUGCAUCAUGUACAUGUACAUCAUGUACAUGUACAUUCCACAUCAAAAAUAAUUCCCAUACAUAUUGUUGUCAUUUUGUACAACUGUAUAUGACAAUGCACCAGUUCAUAAAGGAAAUGGCGUGAUUAACAUGUGGCCACUAUCAUCUCAAUUCAGGUAUGGCAUCAAUUACCUAGGAGAGGAAGGAUACAUGAGUAAGAUUCCAAUUCAACGUGCUUAACUAUACACAAGCAAGCUUUUAGUAAAUUAGUACUCCACAGACGAAGCGGAUCUAAAAUCGGCGUACCCUAUUCUAUUUCGUAUAUUAUGUUGUGAAUGGCAAAGAUGGCCUCAAUCACUUAUUUAGCUAUUGACUUUCUCUUCCACAUGGCAAUGACGUGUUGCCAAAACCACACGCUCAAAAAUAGUGUAAAAACCAUAUGAAAUUUACUCAAAAAUUCCGAACUCACGAUGUGCCUAUUACAAACAGACUGGCCGUCACCUUUUUCAUUGCUAGGCUUAUUCAGUUGCCUGUGAAAAGAAUCGAAUAAAAAAACAUUCAAAGGGCCAAGAUCCGUCUCGCAAACAUGCGACCGAAAUAUAAUCGUUCUGUUCGUUCUCAUUUCCAUGUCCCAUAGACGUCUAUUAAACUCAAAUAAGCAGAAAA
Lineus longissimus is the source of this 7128-nucleotide messenger RNA. Its product is annotated as SCO-spondin-like. The record is from RefSeq and is a predicted model, not a curated record. The transcript has 30 exons. The coding region runs from base 1109 to 5617 and encodes 1502 amino acids. NCBI's taxonomy places the organism in Eukaryota, Metazoa, Nemertea, Pilidiophora, Heteronemertea, Lineidae.